AUGGUUAGGCUAGACCCUAGUGAAGCAAUGGAGGAGCAGCGCAGGAGAAUAUUGUUAAUCACCUAUCCUCGCACUGCGUCAAAUCUUUUGGUCAAGAUGCUUUCCUUGAACUCUCAAACAGCCGUGGUCUCGAACGAAAGAGGGGGUUAUUUUUUCUGGGACGCUUUCAUGACCGGGAGAGCCACUGGGUUAACAUACAAACCAGUUGAGCAAUGGAAUGCGGAAGAGACUGAUCGGAUUCGGCGAGAAUUUCAGAAAGGCGUGAAUGCGCUAGAGAAGAAACAUGAAUUGGCUAAAUCCGAGGGAAAGCUUAUCUUUGCGAAGGAACAUAUUCAAUGGUUUCUCAACCCUGCCUCAAUUACCCAAUAUCUCUCUGGGCAUGAUGGUCCAGCAAAACUGCCGUUCGAAAUCGAAGCUCCACACAUUUCUAGUUCUGAAGGAAUAUUCUCCUCGAACAAUUUGAAUGUUCUACCCGAUGAGUAUUUGCAAACAUGGACUCCGACAUUUCUUAUACGACAUCCCGCGCUAGCCUUUCCUUCGAUGUAUCGAUCCACGCUUGACCUGGAAAAGGAAGGUUUUGCAGAUCCUCGCGAGCUUCAGCCAAUGCUGAAAUUGCAUGCAACUUUGAAAUGGACUCGAUUGAUAUAUGACUGGUAUGACCAGCGUGGGUCAAAUUUAUCUUCUGCAAACAAUGACAGCAGACAAUCUCCCAUUCUCCUAGAUGCACAAGAUGUCAUCAAUACACCAGAGGUGGUGGCAAAGUAUUGCGAGCUGAUAGGGAUGGACCCAACGAAGUUGAAGUUUGAAUGGAAUCGGGAAGUUCCAGAAGAUGGGUCCUCACUUUCAGAUGAGACUGCUCAGAAAACUCCAGAGGGGGUAAUGAUGGCAACAUUGGACAAUUUAUCAACUUUGUUGAAGGAAAAGACUCCGACCGUGGUUGAUAUUGCUUCAGAAGCACAGAAAUGGAGAAAGAAGUUUGGUGAGGAUAUUGGGAGGCAGAUGGAAGAUUGGGUGCACAGUGCAAUGCCAGAUUACGACUAUUUGAGUGCCAGGAGACUGCAUUUGUGA
Molecule: messenger RNA, 1068 nt
Organism: Penicillium nucicola
Lineage: Eukaryota; Fungi; Ascomycota; Eurotiomycetes; Eurotiales; Aspergillaceae
Exons: 1
Coding region: 1-1068 (355 amino acids)
Source: RefSeq, a predicted model, not a curated record